Molecule: messenger RNA, 1380 nt
Organism: Ceutorhynchus assimilis (cabbage seed weevil)
Lineage: Eukaryota; Metazoa; Arthropoda; Insecta; Coleoptera; Curculionidae
Source: the annotation of a GenBank genome assembly
AUGAUAGUAAGGGUUUUUUUAUUUAUUUUGUUGCUGUGUGUUGGUGUAAAUACUUUGGAAAGUUUGUGUUCGAAUAAUGUGUCCGAUAAAAAGUGUUUAUGCAAAAGACUUACAAAUCAAGCUACAAAUUUGCCAACUUCAUUGGCCAAUUGCAACGGGCUGAGUAUCAACGAGUUUCCAAAAUUGUAUCAGUUUCCUGAUGACUUAACUGUUUUGGAUCUCUCGAUGAACAAUAUUCAAUUUCUGAACUUUUCUUCAAAUAAUGAUAUCCUUCAAAAGCUGAUAUUAUCUUUUAACAGUAUCAAUGUAAUUGAGGAACAUUUUUUUCAAAGCUUACCAGAAUUAGCUUGGCUAGAUCUGAGCCACAAUAACAUCUCGAGUUUUGAUAAUGUGAAUAUUUUCCUCGAGCAAAAACGCCUUGUUUAUUUGGAUUUGAGUUAUAAUAAUUUCAAAGAACUUCCUAGUGCCGUUUUUGAGCCCAUACCUCUUCUACGUGUAUUGGACUUGAGCUAUAAUCCUCUUGGAAAAUUUCUAACAAACUCCAAAGAUGUUUUAAAUAUGCAAUUGGGAUUAUCAACAAAUAUUACACAUUUCAAGCUGAAUAACGUCGGUUUGAGUGACCUUCAUCCAGACUACUUCGGGCAAUAUCAAGGACUAAAACAUUUAGAGUUCCAAGAUAAUAAUUUACAAUUUAUUCCUACAGUACCUUACUCAGUAGAAUACUUAGAUUUUUCUGGAAACAAUCUUACCUUCAUAUCUGCCAGAUACCUAAAUUAUCAUUCUUUGAAAAUACUGAGAUUAAGCAGAAUGCCUACCUUAGUAUCAAUUCACCAUUAUGCCUUCUACAAUUUGCCCUCUUUGGAAUCCUUGAUUAUAACCGAUUGUCCAAAUAUUAAAGAAUUUACUGAUUUGGCUUUUGGCUUGGCUUCGAAAACGAUGGAAAUUCAUCCGAAAAGAUUAAUAUUGGCUAGGAAUGGACUCGCUAAAUUGAAUUCCACCUAUAAGCAUAUGUUCAGAAGGAUGGAACAUAUUGAUUUGAGGCACAAUCCUUGGGAUUGUAACUGCGCUCUUUUGUGGAUGCAAGAAUUCAAUGCUGAACUUUUUAAAGGAAACGAAAUCAGGUGUGCUGGACCACCCCAAUUAAAACGUAAACGUCUCCAAGACCUAACUCAUUUCGACUUACCCGACUGCUUCCCAGACAUUUAUGGUAAAACGUCCCAUAGAGUAACGAUUAUUAUACUCAUGGCAACUGUAAUAUUCCUUAUGGGUCUCAUUUUCUAUUUGAUAAGAUAUCCUAAGGCAUGGGUAAAUCCAAGACACAUUGGAAUUGGACCUAAUUCGCCUUAUAGUGCUGCGCCGCAAGAUGAUGUUAGAUUUUAG